GCCGCACACCAGAGGCCACAUCUGGCCCGGGGUCACCUCCUGCGCGUGGCCGGCGAGAGCUGGCGGCCCUGGACGCCAGCCCGUCGUGGCGGCUGCGGGACGUGCUCGCGGGGACGCCCGCGCAGGGUGGCGCGCCGGGCAGCCGGAGGCGGGUGUUCCUCGGGGAGACGGAGCUUCGCGGCGGCGCGACCUUGGCCGAGAUCGGUGCCAGGGGCGGCAGCGAGCUUACGUUGGUGGUGACUCCCGCGCUGCAUGUGCUGACCGCCUCCGAUGACGGCACGGCGAGGAUCUGGCACGCGGAGUCUGGCCAGUGCCUGCGCACGCUGGAGGGCCACCACGGUCGGGUGGAGUCCGCCGUGUUCUCGCCGGACGGGCUGGAGGUGCUGACCGCCUCCGCAGACGACACGGCGAGGAUCUGGCACGCGGAGUCUGGCCAGUGCCUGCGCACGCUGGAGGGCCACGACGAUUGGGUGAUGUCCGCCGUGUUCUCGCCAGACGGGCUGGAGGUGCUGACCGCCUCCCAUGACGGCACGGCGAGGAUCUGGCACGCGGAGUCUGGCCAGUGCCUGCGCACGCUGGAGGGCCACCACGGUCGGGUGGAGUCCGCCGUGUUCUCGCCGGACGGGCUGGAGGUGCUGACCGCCUCCGCAGACGACACGGCGAGGAUCUGGCACGCGGAGUCUGGCCAGUGCCUGCGCACGCUGGAGGGCCACGACGAUCGCCUGUGGUCCGCCGUGUUCUCGCCGGACGGGCUGGAGGUGCUGACCGCGUCUAGAGACGGCACGGCGAGGAUCUGGCACGCGGAGUCUGGCCAGUGCCUGCGCACGCUGGAGGGCCACAACGGUUCGGUGGAGUCCGCCGUGUUCUCGCCGGACGGGCUGGAGGUGCUGACCGCCUCCAAUGACGGCACGGCGAGGAUCUGGCACGCGGAGUCUGGCCAGUGCCUGCGCACGCUGGAGGGCCACGGCGAUUGCCUGUGGUCCGCCGUGUUCUCGCCGGACGGGCUGGAGGUGCUGACCGCCUCCGAAGACGGCACGGCGAGGAUCUGGCACGCGGAGUCUGGCCAGUGCCUGCGCACGCUGGAGGGCCACGACGAUAGCGUGGAGUCCGCCGUGUUCUCGCCGCAGCCCCCCCCCGCGGGCACUGCGCUCCCAGCGCUGGCCCGCCGCAUGCACAGACUGCCCUUCGCGCGGGCCCUCGGGCCCUCCAAGCUGGUGGGCCCUGGGCAGCUGGCGGCCCUGGACGCCAGCCCGUCGUGGCGGCUGCGGGACGUGCUCGCGGGGACGCCCGCGCAGGGUGGCGCGCCGGGCAGCCGGAGGCGGGUGUUCCUCGGGGAGACGGAGCUUCGCGGCGGCGCGACCUUGGCCGAGAUCGGUGCCACUGGCGGCAGCGAGCUUACGUUGGUGGUGACUCCCGCGCUGCAGGAUCUGAGUCUGGAUUCCGUGGUGUCCGCCGUGUUCUCGCCGGACGGGCUGGAGGUGCUGACCGCCUCCACAGACGGCACGGCGAGGAUCUGGCACGCGGAGUCUGGUCAGUACCUGCGCACGCUCGAGGGCCACAACGGUUCGGUGGAGUCCGCCGUGUUCUCGCCGGACGGGCUGGAGGUGCUGACCGCCUCCUAUGACGGCACGGCGAGGAUCUGGCACGCGGAGUCUGGCCAGUGCCUGCGUGCGCUGGAGGGCCACCGCGAUUCGGUGCAUUCCGCCGUGUUCUCGCUGGACGGGCUGGAGGUGCUGACCGCCUCCUAUGACGGCACGGCGAGGAUCUGGCACGCGGAGUCUGGCCAGUGCCUGCGCACGCUGGAGGGCCACCACGGUUGGGUGGAGUCCGCCGUGUUCUCGCCGGACGGGCUGGAGGUGCUGACCGCCUCCCAUGACGGCACGGCGAGGAUCUGGCACGCGGAGUCUGGCCAGUGCCUGCGCACGCUGGAUGAAGGCCACGACGGUAUCGUGAUGUCCGCCGUGUUCUCGCCGGACGGGCUGGAGGUGCUGACCGCCUCCUAUGACGGCACGGCGAGGAUCUGGCACGCGCUGUCUGGCGGGUGCCUGCGCACGCUGCAGGGCGAAGUGCCAGAAUCUGCUCUCGCUUCCGAGGGGGAGGGGCCUUUUUGA
Molecule: messenger RNA, 2111 nt
Organism: Prorocentrum cordatum
Lineage: Eukaryota; Dinophyceae; Prorocentrales; Prorocentraceae
Source: the annotation of a GenBank genome assembly